AGUUGUUGGCGCACACUUGAAUCAUUCGUUGCACUCCGACGACCACGUCACUGCUUACGUUGACCAGAGCAUUUGAAGCGGCGUUACAAAUACCGCGGUGCGGCAAGAAAAGCUCAGAUAUCGGCGAGCAAAGGCGAUGAAGGAAACUGUGGUUUUGUACCCAGUGCCGGCGAUGGGCCACUUGGUGCCCAUGGUGGAGCUGGCCAAGCUCUUCGUCCUCCACGACUUCUCCGUCGUUGUCGUCCUCAUGCACACGCCCGUAAAACAUCCCUCCGUGGAUCCCUUCGUCGCCCGCGUCUCCUCCGCCUACCCCUCCAUCUCCUUCCACCAGCUCCCGCCGACCGCCUCCCUCCCCAACACCCCCGUUACCCGCUUCUUGGACCUCGUCCUCCCCAACAACCCCCAGCUCCUGCACUUCCUCGCUGCCCGUUCCCGCACCUCCGACAUCCGCGUCGUCGUCCUCGACUUCUUCUGCACCGAUGCCCUGGCCGUCACCGCCAAGCUCCGCCUCCCUUCCUACUUCUUCUUCGCCUCCUGCGCCGCCGUUCUCGCCGCCUUCCUCUAUCUUCCGACCCUCUACGCCAUCGCCGACAUCGACUUAAAGGCCCUCGGCGACUCACCGCUCCACUUCCCGGGGCUGCCCCCCGUCCCCGCCUCCGACAUGCCCCGCGAAAUGAUCGACCGCGAUGAAGACUACUUCAAGAGGAUGAUACGUGUCUUCGAGAGCCUGCCGAACGCCGACGGCAUCCUGGUCAAUUCGUUCGAGUCCCUGGAGGCGGAGGCCAUCCGGGUCCUUCGGGACGGGACCUGCAUUCCCGGUCGUAGGAUGUCGCCGGUUUUUUGUAUCGGGCCGUUGAUCGCCGACGGGAGCAGGGACGUCGGAGAAGAUAAGGUGGAAAAAGCCGAGUGCGUGGCGUGGUUGGACGAGCAACCGCGCGGGAGCGUAGUGUUCCUAUGCUUCGGUAGCAUGGGAAUGUUCUCCGCGGAGCAGCUCAAGGAGAUCGCCGCUGGCCUGGAGAGGAGCGGACAGCGGUUCCUUUGGGUGGUGCGGGCUCCGCGGAGCGAGAGCCAGGGGCCGCAGGGAUGGGGGCUGCAGUCAGAGCCGGACUUGGAGGCCCUGUUUCCGGAAGGCUUCUUGGAGCGGACAAAGCAGAGAGGAUUCCUGGCGAAGUCGUGGGCACCGCAGGUGGAGGUGCUCAACCACGAGGCGGUGGGGGGGUUCGUAACGCACUGCGGGUGGAACUCGGUGCUGGAGGCGAUCACGGCCGGGGUGCCGAUGAUCGGGUGGCCACUGUACGCGGAGCAGGGGAUGAACAAGGUGCUCCUGGUGGAGCAGAUGCGGGUGGCGGUGGCGAUGGAGGGCUGCGCCAAGGAGCUGGUGGCGGCGGAGGAGGUUGAGGCCCGGAUCAGGUGGCUGAUGGAGUCGGAGGGGGGGCGGGACCUGAGGGCACGGGCGGUGGCGACGAAGCAGAGGGCGGCGGAGGCGAUAAGGGAAGCCGGGUCGUCUCAUCAGGCGUGGCUGGACGUAGUGAAGACCUUGAGGAAUGGAAGCACGUCACCACUUCGAACCACAGGAUUGACGAGUGAGGACCACCUCAAGGUGCCGUGCGAUUGAUGACAUCCGCACCUGUCGGUUGAGGAGUAGUGGACUCCCCAUGUGAUGAAGCAAUUCAAUGGUUUGUGGACCUUUGUUGGAAAACCUAAAGAUAAAUAUUAAAAUAUUUUGAAUAA
This is a messenger RNA of Musa acuminata subsp. malaccensis (wild Malaysian banana), 1731 nucleotides long. Its product is annotated as UDP-glycosyltransferase 88B1-like. Gene Ontology annotation, molecular function: UDP-glycosyltransferase activity. The record is from RefSeq and is a predicted model, not a curated record. Lineage: Eukaryota; Viridiplantae; Streptophyta; Magnoliopsida; Zingiberales; Musaceae.